AUGAACUAUAAUGUGCACUUUUCCAGGGUGUCACCAGAGAUGGACGGGCUGUUUGAGCAGGUAGAAGGCCUACUGUGCGACGCACUGGCUCAGUCGGAGGGUUUGAGUCCGGAACAGUCGGAGAUGGCGGUCUCCGUUAUUGCCGUGUGUCGGCAUUCAGAAAAGCUAUUAAGGGCAAACGAAGUACUGUCAAUAGUUGUGACAUCAGGGGCUCUUACGCGGCCUCCAGCAGAUGAAGUUGGAUCCGUUUCGGAGGCGCAGAAGCAGCCGCGGCCAUGCCGCGACCAAGCCCAAGCCCAAGCCUCCAGUGCACGGGAUUUCAGCAAGUGCGCUACAGAGGAGGCCUUAGGCAUGGAUUGCCGAGGCCACGGGCCCUGCAGCCGCACGAGUUCCUCAGACGGGUCCUCGGAGCCGCGAGCAAAUACGUCAGUGACGCCAUCUAGCGCAACGAGCGCCGCACUUGCCUGCAGCGGCGCAAUCACCUUGUCCAAAACGGGCACGACAAUUCUCCGCCCGGCUCUGUACAACCCGAAUGGCGCACUUCGCCCACGAAGCGCUCCUCCAACAGCCUCGUCCUUGUCGUCCUCUUCCUGCGCUAAUGCCGGGUCCGCUUCGAUUAAUGCUAUCGCUGCCGCGUCUGCUGCCACUAACGCCAGUACCAAACCGGACAUUUCUGUCCUCGCCUCCGCGGUGGCGGCCUCUAAACUCGGUCUAGUUGACCAACUGAGCCAGGCGCUCACCAGCUGCGCUGCUGUGGCGUUUGCAAAGGACGCCGAGGACCGCACCUGUCUGCACUACGCUGCCGGCUACGGUCAUGAGGAGUGUGUAUCUCUGCUGUUAGAGCACCGCAGCGAUACCCGGGUGCGGGACGCCAAUGGAGAUGUACCCCUCCAUUUUGCAGCCAUACACGGCCACCCGAUGUGCGCUUACAACAUUACCAAGGCCUGUCCCUCAACUUGCCUAGCUCGCAAUUAUCGGGGUCAGACUCCCGUGGAGGUGGCGGUGGCGUGUGAGAGAGGGGAGGUGCUCAACGCCAUGCUGCUGGCGUGUGCGGGCGACGGGAGCGCGGGGAUCACGGUGCAGGCCAUGCGUAAGCUUCUGGCCAGCGGUGCCGUACCCGACACGUGGGCCCCCAACGGCAGUUCAGCGCUAAUGCUAGCCGCCGCCGCCAACGGUACGGAAGCCAUGACUGUACUGCUGGAGGCGGGUGCCACCCUGGAGCUUCAGGACGCACUGGGACGCUCCGCCCUCAUGUUUGCAGCCGGUAACUGCGCCAAAGACACACUGGUGGCGCUGCUGGAUGCGGGCGCCUGCAUCUCCCAACGAGACCGCCGGGGACGCAAUGUGCUGGACUAUGCCCCCGCGGGUAGCGAGGUGCGCCGCCUGCUGCAGGCGCGCUUGGACGAGCUGGAGGCAGUCGCUAACAAGCUGCAGGCGGACUUGUUGGCGAGUUUGGGUUCAGAGCUGGAGGCCGCUGCGGGUGGAAGCUUGGGCAGUGGCAUGGAAGUCAAGCCCGCGCUCAGCGGUGGCGGCGGCGGCAAGCAGAAGAAGAAGCAGCAAUCAGCCGGGAGGAAGGGCAGCACGGCCGCGGCUACCAACGGUACCCCGAAAGCGUCACCCGGUGCUGCUCCCACUGACGGCAUCGGCGCGGCCCAGCCCACGGGUAGCAGCGCCGCAGCUGGUGUAGGAGCGAUGGCAGCGGUGAAGGCCAAGUCGGCGCAGCCCAUGGCCGCUGGGCCUGCGCAGCCAGCCUCAGAAAGCGCGAUCGAAUCUGACGGCACCGUGAGCGCGGGUGCCGACUCAGAAGGGACCCAAGGAGUCCAGCCCUCAGCGGCGCCGCCGGCGGCAGCCACGGAUGCUACAUUCACAACGGCGGCAACGGUGCCGACGGCGUCAACGUCAAAGGCCUCAGCCAACGGAGCUCAGGAAACGGCGGAGGGGAAACGUGGUUCAGCUGCGUCAUCAUCCACCAGUGCUCAGUCGCCCCAGGCCCAGCGGCAGCCGGACCACGGCGGUUGUAACGGCGGUGACGAUCAUGGCGAUGACAGUGAGUGGCAGACCGUCUCUUCAUACAAAUGUGCGACUAAGGCCCGCCAGCAGCAGCAGUACCAGCAACAGCAGCACUAUGAGAACGAAGCGCUGCGGGGAGCAGCCGGCCCCGGCACUGGAUUCGCCGCCAUGUUAUCGUGUUCCUCAGGUUCGGGGACGUCUGCGACGGCGGCGGCAGGAGCAUGGGGGGGCGGCGGCGGCCGUCAAGGCCGCGGGGUUUCCACCGCCUUGGCAGCAGGUCGAGGUGCCGCGGCUUCUGGAAGGCCGACCCAACCACAAGGCUCCGUGCGAGGGCAUCUGGCGCAGGCGAACAGCGGAGGCGGCGCCGCCACUACCGUUGUGGUCGCGGCGUCUAGUUCAACGCAAUCCAAGGGCUCUCCUGCCUCUGUCGGGCACUGCAAUGGCAGCGCCACGGGCCAGAAUGGGCCGACACCUGUUCGAAGAGCACAGCCGUCACCGCCACUGCCGUCAAACAUCGCGGUGGCGGCAACGGCAACGGCCGCUCCAGUGGCUCCAAUGCCUGGUUUUAAAGCGGCUCUGCUGGGGUUGGAAACCGGCGCUGUCGCCUCUGCUGCCGCCGCUGUGACGGGUUCUUCCGUACUGGGAAGCGCGCCGAUGGCUGCCACCGCCGCCUCUGCCGCCAGCAAAGCCGCUGACGUGCAUCUUGACCUGCCGCCGAUUGCUGUGCAAAAUGUGGCAGCUCGCGUCUUGACUCUGCCGCGGCCUCCGCCCACACCGGCGUCCACAUCAGGCUCGGGCGUGACCACAGUUUGCCCUUCGGCAAUGACAGCGGUGACGACGUCUUCGGCGUCUACGGAACGGAAGCCAGCCUGGGGGGCAGUGAAGCUGGGAGUACAGCUUGCCGCCGUGACAUCUGUCGGCGGUUGCAGCCCACGGUCGUACCCCCCGCUGAGCGCGGCCACCGCUAAUGCUGAUAGCAGCAAUAGCAGCAGCGGCAAUGGUACCGAAGCUCCUCAGGUGCAGGCGCUUGCCGCAAAAGCAAAAACCGUCAUUGCGCAGGCCGGGGCAUCUGCUGCCUUUGCUGGGUCAGGUCCUUGGCAGCCUCUUGUCUCAGCGCUUGCCACCGCUGUGCCGCAGUUGCCGGCGGCUCCGCCUCCCACGCCGGCGGCGGCGGCACCAGCGGCGGAGGCGGCGAACCCUCUGGCGCCGCCAUCCUGCGUGGAGACGUGCAGCGCCGCGGCGGUAUCCAUGGCGCCCUCCAUGGCAUCACUCGCCGAGUCGGAGAUUUCUUCCACCGGUUUGAGCACUUGCAGCAGCCACCGCCCAUGCGGCGGCGCCUCGCCGCGGUCAUUUGGCCAUGACUGGACGCGACCUAGCCCCGUAGAUGUACUGCUGCAGGCGGCCAUUGCUGCCGCCAGUGGCGGCGGAAACUGUGGCCGCCAGACAGGCGACGGCGGCAAGCGCCUUGGACAUAGUAAAUGCAGCAGCGCAGCGAGCAGCAGCUGUCUGUCCUUUGACAUUGCCGCGGGUGCCGCCGCCGGGUUGCCACCGACGCCGUGCGAUUUGGCGCCGCCGCAGCAGCUCCAGCCAACCCAGCAGCAGUCGGAGACGCCAUGCCUGGGGGUCAGCCACCUAGGGGGAACGGAAGUCCCGCCACCCAUACGGCGUGCCAGAGGUGAGGCUACGGCGACAGCACAGGCAGAGGGAAUUUCGCUGGUAGCGGGGAUAGCCCUGCCGCCGCAGCCGGUAGCGUCCUCGGGGGCACCGUUAUCGUCACCGUCGAUGGCGGUGGGCAGUCCUGGAAGGACCUCAGGCGACCUCGCAGCCGCUCAUGCUGGUCAGCGUUCUGGUUGUAUGUCUGGCGGCGGCGGCUGUGGUAGUGGUGGCUCUGCCGCCGCUGCCAACGGCGGCGGGUACCGCAGCGGUAGUAAGGCCGCUGCUGCCGCUGCCGCUGGCGGUAGCUUUCCCGCGGCUUCCGAGGUGGCGAGGCUGAAGGCGGAUAAUGAGGUCCUACAGCGUCGCCUCCGUCAGAUGGAACAACGUCAUAGCCAGGAGCUCGCAGCCGUCUUUUUCGACGCGGAAGCACAUGAGGCGGCGGUGGUUGAGAGAGCUAUUGCGCAGGAGAGGCUCCGGAUCACGGCCAACCUGCUUGCCAUUGGCCUGUGUCCGGAGGCCAUCCUUGCCGUCAUCACGCCCCCGGGACACGGACUGGACCUGCAGCAGCUCCUUGCUGCCGAACUCAGCGGCACCGCUGCCGCCGGGCUCACGGUGCCUCCAUCAAAACAGCAGCAGCAGCCGGUGCAGGGACCGCAGCAGCGGCAGGUAGCGGCUGCGGCCAUUUCCCUGCCCGCUACCCUGGAUGUGAUGUCGCCGACAGCGACACCGGCGCCUGCAGCUUCCUCGGCCUCUGCUACGACCAGGUCGUUGCCGUUGGUGCCGUCCUCGUCGAUGGCGGCGGUGAUUGCCUCGGGGGGCAUGGCGUCUUUGCCGUCGUCCUCGUCCGUUGCUACCGCCGGUACGGACCCUACUGGGAGCUGCCGUACUUCAGGUUCAGGCGUAGCUCCCGCCGCCGCCGGUGCUGGCUGCAGCGGCUGCAGCAGCAGCGUCCCCCGCUCGCAUCACUCGUCCUGCGAGUCUGGGUCUUGUGUGCAGUUUGCUGGCAGCGGUUGCUACGCGGAGGAGGGCGGCGGCGGCACAGGGGUCGCCUGCACAGGUAGCAGCUGCGCCGCCACCGCAGGGGUGGCCUGCCCUUCUGUGGCCGGUGACUGCGGCGGCGGCGGCUGUUCCACCGCACCCGCCAGGCCGUCUCUUCCGGUCUCCGCCGCAAUUGCCAUUCCGGGGGUGGGCAACGGCAGCCUGGGCUUCCCGUCGGCGGCAGCAGCUUCCGCCGCGGCGGCGCGCUCAGAGUCCUAUCGGGCUGUGGGUCUUGACGGCUUUGGCAGCCCUGGCGGCGUGGGGUCGGGGUGCUUCGGGGGCAUCCGGGGCAGUUUGGGUUCGGGUUGCGGUUUGGUGGGCAGCCUUAGCGUGGGUCUGGGUCUGGGCCUGCUGCCGAGCAUGAGUGCAAGUAUGGGUGUGGGCGAGGCCAGCGGUUGCGGCCUGACUGCAACGCUGGCAGCAGAGGCAGGGCCGGUUGCCGACGGCGAGGAGCAGGAGGACGGUGAGAUGGACCUCCCAGCUUGCGGCGACAUCUCGGCGCUGUUGGCCAUGUCAGACGAUGACAUGUAA
Molecule: messenger RNA, 5235 nt
Organism: Volvox carteri f. nagariensis
Lineage: Eukaryota; Viridiplantae; Chlorophyta; Chlorophyceae; Chlamydomonadales; Volvocaceae
Exons: 11
Coding region: 1-5235 (1744 amino acids)
Molecular function (GO): protein binding
Source: RefSeq, a predicted model, not a curated record